UUAUUUGACGCGUCGGUUUAAAAAACUAACCUCGAAUAAAAGUAAAAGUUGUGUGUUGUGGCGUCUCGUAAAGCUUGUUGUGCCCUAAUAACUAUAAACAUGAGGGGAAAUCUUACAAACAACGGUAAAAUUGAAACUCUAUCAUUCGAAGAGGUUCAGAACAACUUCACUUCGAAUAUUCCACAGAAAUCAUCAUUAAUCAGUGUGUCGGCGAAUGUUUAUUACGGUUAUCAACCUUUAACAACAACCGACAAUUCCAAUGAACCCAUGCAAUGCGAGGACUUGACAAAAUCUUCGAGUGAAAUGGAAAUUUCGCAGAACGAGUGCUAUUUUUGGAACAGAAAACGUGCAAGGGAGAGCUCAGAUCCCUUUUUACACAACUGUAAAAAAAGGCGCCAAGAUGAGGUGCCAAAACAAACAUGCCAAGAAAGAACGCCAAACAAAACUGGAUUAGAAGAGGAUUUGCUCAGAGAAACCCAUGGAUGUAGCUAUUAUCAUUGGAUAGCUAGCAAUAUAUAAAUCAGUAUAUUCAGUAGUUUGUGGUUGUUCAAAAUAUAUUGCAUUUAUUUCGACAGUGUUCUGAAAAAGAUGCACAUUAGAAAUUUAAGUAUAGGCAAAUUUGUUAGUAAAUUUGAUAAGUCCUAUUUUUCUAUCAAUGUUUUAGAAUAGAUCUAUUUUAUAGAAUAUAUGGCACAUAUAAUAACAAAUUUGUAAUUGCAAAACGAAAUAUUUGUUAUUUUUCUAACAAUUAUCACAAAAUAAAUGAUUCUAAGAUU
This is a messenger RNA of Sitophilus oryzae (rice weevil), 776 nucleotides long. RefSeq lists its product as uncharacterized. Lineage: Eukaryota; Metazoa; Arthropoda; Insecta; Coleoptera; Curculionidae. The record is from RefSeq and is a predicted model, not a curated record. Bases 100 to 519 code for a protein of 139 amino acids. The transcript has 2 exons.